AUGUUUAGGCAGCCGAGACAGACUCAGCCGGACAGGUUCUCCAUGAGACUCGGCACCGUACUCCAUCCUCUCACAGUGAUUCCUUGGGGUCCUCUCGCAUUGUCGUAUCUGGGCGUGCCUAUCGGUGUUGGGGCUACCAUGAUUGUUUUACAGGAUCACGACUAUACAUCCGCCAUUCAAAAGCUCGAGAACACGGGGUUCACCCGUAGUGUUCUAAACCGUAACCUAGCUCCCGAGAUUAUAGAGGAUCACCCAACCCCACAACAGAUGUUAGAGGAAAUAAAUGCAGGCUAUAAACGCGUAGAUCGUUUAUGUGCAGUAUUCGAUUAUCCAUGCGGUGAUCCAGCGGAAAAAGGCUUACAGAGAUACAGCCAGAACAAGCAAUAUGAUACCUACAGCAACCUACACUACCCACUUGAACCAAUACUAGUUGAAAGUUUUGUCAAGGCUGCGAUCGACGAAGAAACAGACGCUGGAUUUUCCGCAUGGGGCGAGUUAUUAAAGUGCUGGGUAUCUAUGAUAACGGCAUACCUAGAGGUUGAUAAUAAUAUUCUCGAUUAUUGUUUGGAUAAGCAGGCGGUGGGAUGGUAUAGUGUCCGUUUUGGCCGAAUCCACGAGGCCAAAUUUGGCCCUAUGGAUCGGCGUAUUUCGAAACGUCUGGGCUCAGGCAAAGAGCUACCAAUGAUAUGA
Molecule: messenger RNA, 690 nt
Organism: Nannizzia gypsea CBS 118893
Lineage: Eukaryota; Fungi; Ascomycota; Eurotiomycetes; Onygenales; Arthrodermataceae
Exons: 3
Coding region: 1-690 (229 amino acids)
Source: RefSeq, a predicted model, not a curated record